Messenger RNA from Pomacea canaliculata, 483 nucleotides. RefSeq names its product cysteine-rich and transmembrane domain-containing protein WIH2-like. The transcript is spliced from 3 exons. Bases 1 to 483 code for a protein of 160 amino acids. NCBI's taxonomy places the organism in Eukaryota, Metazoa, Mollusca, Gastropoda, Architaenioglossa, Ampullariidae. The record is from RefSeq and is a predicted model, not a curated record.
AUGGCUGACAGCGGGAUCGAGCCGGUGCACGGAAAACAUGAGCCGGCCACCUUGGUGCAGCCACCACCAGCAUACGUCGUGCAGCCAACACCAGCAGGCGCCGUCUAUCCUGCUGCUGGGGGCUAUCCCCCGCCCCAGCCAGGCUAUCAAGGUGGCUACGCUCCACCACCGCCAGGCUAUCCCCCAGCCGGCUACAGUCAGCCACAGGGUGGCUAUCCUCCUGGAGCAUACCCACCACCUCAACCUGGCUACGUUGCUGGACAACCGUGUCCCGGAGUCGUGAACUUCCAUGAAGCUGCUACAAAAUCUUUAAAUUGCCAUCUGAGACAUUUAUUUAUAGGACGAGGGGUUCAAAGUCGACUAUCAGAGGAUGCAGGGGUGACAGCUAUAACAGGAGAGGUUGGGAUGCUUGCACUUCUCAAUGACUCAUCAGAAGACGUUAGAGAUCCAGGUAUUUUAUUCCGGGCCUGUGCCGAUUGGUGA